AUGGCCAAGAGAGCCGCAGCCAACCACAGCGCGCACCGAGCUGCUGUUAUCUUUAGCAGCCAAUCCGCUCGAACAUGGCACCGGGGUGGGCGUUCUGUGCCCACAGGGGUCUGUGCUGGAUGCUCACUUGUGGAAAGCCUCUUCAUCACUAACAUCCUUGUAGAGGAGGACAUACAAGACCUGGGUCUCACCGACUGUGCAAACACUAAGAUAGGGACAGAGUUUAUCCGUGGUGUAUCAGGAGGCGAGAGGAAGAGGUGCAGCAUCGGGAUGGAGCUCAUCACUUCUCCGUCUCUGCUGUUUCUGGAUGAACCAACCACAGGCCUGGAUUCCAACACGGCAAACUCCCUCAUCAAACUGCUGCACGACAUGUCCAGGAGAGGUAAGACUGUGAUCUUCUCCAUCCACCAGCCACGAUAUUCCAUCUUCAAACAGUUUGAUCAUCUGACCCUGAUGCAUAAAGGGGAGGUGGUGUAUGCAGGAGCAGCAGACCAUGCACUGGAAUACUUCUCAGACCUUGGCUACCAAAUUGAAUCCUUCAACAACCCUGCUGAUUUCUUUAUGGAUGUCACAAAUGGAGAGGCAAAAUCAACAAUUAUGUCGAUCUCUGCAGAUGACAGUCAAAAUCCUUUGGCAUCAAGGUAUCGCCAGUCCUCACUGUGCCAGAGAGUCCUUGAGGAGCUCGGCCGUUUAAACCUGAGCAGUGCUGAACGCGGCAAAGGUCAAGAUGAGCCAGUUGACUAUGCAACCUCUUUUCUUUAUCAGUUACGUGUUGUGUGCGGCAGGACAGUGCGGAACUCUCUGAGGAACCCUCAGACCUCUUAUGCCCAGCUGGCUCUCACCAUCACUUUUGCUCUUCUGGUGGGGCUCAUUUAUUACCAGAUGCCACUGUCGCUGCCUGAGGCGAUACAGAACAGGUCCGGAGCGUUCUUCUUCCUCAUCAUUAACAUGGUGUUUGCGAAUCUCUCUGCUGUGGAACUCUUCAUAAACGAAAGGGUGAUCUUCAUUCAUGAAAACUCAAGCGGCUAUUAUCGCACCUCCGUCUACUUCCUGUCCAAGAUCUUUGCUGACCUCAUCCCCAACCGAGUGAUCCCCAUCAUUGUGUUUUCAUGCAUCACCUACUUCAUGAUGGGUCUGAGGUCUGGCGUUGAGGCCUUCAUGUGUUUUGUUCUGACCAUGUCUCUGGUCAGUCUGGCAGGAGUGGGCUUGGCUUUCCUCGUCUCGGCAAGUGUUUCGACAUUUGCCAUGGCUAACGUCUUAAUUGCUCUGCCCUUGGUCUUCAUGAUGGUUUUCGGUGGUUAUCUGGUCAGUCUCAACAGUAUGCUGAGCUGGCUGUCCUGGCUGCAGUGGAUCAGUAUCUUCAAAUACGGACUGGAUGCGGCAUUCAUCAACGAAAUGAGAGGACAGGCGUUCUACAGCAACCGCACAAUCAUCCCAGGCGAGGUGUUCCUGGAUCUCCGGGGCCUGGAUUACUCUGCGUGGGGCUUCUGGCAGAACCAUGUGGCUCUGCUGGGAAUGACAUUUGUCUGUAUGUCUCUGGCCUAUGUGCAGCUGCGACGAAUCAACCGCUGGAAAUGACACCUCUCCAUUAGUUUUUAUACAUCUGUCAACCGUGCACUGUCUUCAUCUGGUUUAUGUAGCAGAAGAGAAGAAAAAAAAAAAACUUUAAACCAGUGUUUCAGUGUUUCUGCAGCAUAUUGUCGAUAAUUUCAUUUAUUUUAAAUCCAAAUAUUUGCCCAACACUCAAUUCCUCUCUCUUUCGCUCUCAAACAUAAACAAAAACACGUGAUGUAACAUUUGACACCCCGGUGGAUAAGCUGCCACUAAGCACACAUGGUCUGUGCAUGAGGGACUGUACAGCAACAGCUAAGCCCUAACAAAGCCACUUAAACUCUGUGUGUGAGUCCAUACAGCACAGAAAACACUCUGAAGUUCUUUUUGACUUAUUUAUUUAUUUUUAUUUUCAUCCUAUUUUACUUUUUCAAAAA
Molecule: messenger RNA, 1988 nt
Organism: Solea senegalensis (Senegalese sole)
Lineage: Eukaryota; Metazoa; Chordata; Actinopteri; Pleuronectiformes; Soleidae
Product: broad substrate specificity ATP-binding cassette transporter ABCG2-like
Exons: 13
Coding region: 1-1578 (525 amino acids)
Cellular component (GO): plasma membrane
Molecular function (GO): ATP binding; ATP hydrolysis activity; ABC-type transporter activity
Source: RefSeq, a predicted model, not a curated record